AUGAGGAGACAAAAACCUUUUACUCUUAGAAGAAGAACAAAUAAGUCAAAGAAAGAAAAUUAUUUCUUUGAUAAUCAGACAAACAGGUAUUAUAGAGAGUGUGACAGAGAUGAAUUAAAAAUACCCAUACAAAAUUCAUUGAUUAGUGUCUUAUUAAAUCCUUUAAGAACAGAAAAUUUUUCUUCUACAAGACAAAUGGUUGAAGCAGUAACUUUUGGUCACUUCAAUGUAUUUAAAAAACAAUCCAAUGGAUAUCCGUUAUUUGUUUUCCAAACAAAUAUGCAUCUUAAUGUAUUAACUCGUUCAACAUUUGAAAUUUAUAAUAUCAAGUAUGACCAAAUUGAAUCAUUACAGUCAGUUGAAUUACCAGGGGAGGUAUUACAUUAUUCAUUUUCACAUCAACUCCCUCAUUUAUCAUUAAAUAAUAGUGAAUUUGUUUUAGUUACAUUAUCUAAUUUUGAACAAAGAAUUAUUAAAUAUCAAAAUGGAACUCCGUCUUUUCAAGUAAAAACAGAUCAGAAAAUAUAUUCUAUUGGUUUAUGUCCUGAUGAUGUGAUUAUUGGUUCAUUGCAUUUAAUUAGUUUUUUACAUUCAUCACAAAGAAUACCAAUUAAAGGAAAAGUAAAUUGUAUUCAAUACCCUUACUUUUCAACCUUAAAAGGAGAUUUAUAUCACAUAGACUCUUUAAAUAUUUUUCAUUGUACUUUAUUGUAUCAUUUCCCAAAUGAUAUUCUUUCUUUUGUUUUACAAGAUGAUUUUCUUUUAGUUGAAUAUCUUAACAAAGAAAUUUCUCUCUUUGAUUUAAAAACAAAUACCCUUCUUCCACUUUGUCUUCCAUUUAAACCAUUAUUCUUUUUUAAUAGAGAAAACUAUCUUGUUCUUUUAAAUGAAAAAGAAAUUGCAUUAGGUCUUUUUGACAAAGAAGGGGUAUUGGAUUGGAUAUCUCAGGAGUCAGGGGAGUUUAUAAAUUCAAUUCCAUUUAUAGUGUUUGAUGAGUCUCAUCUCCCCAAAGUACUUCUUUUAAAUCAUAAAGAAUUAAAAUUGUCAUUGUAA
Messenger RNA from Entamoeba dispar SAW760, 1053 nucleotides. RefSeq lists its product as uncharacterized. NCBI's taxonomy places the organism in Eukaryota, Evosea, Mastigamoebida, Endamoebidae. The transcript has a single exon. The coding region runs from base 1 to 1053 and encodes 350 amino acids. The record is from RefSeq and is a predicted model, not a curated record.